Molecule: messenger RNA, 3782 nt
Organism: Drosophila virilis
Lineage: Eukaryota; Metazoa; Arthropoda; Insecta; Diptera; Drosophilidae
Gene: stac
Product: C2 and C2B_Munc13-like domain-containing protein staccato
Cellular component (GO): secretory vesicle
Source: RefSeq, a predicted model, not a curated record
UAUCUUGUGGGAUACUUGGAAAACAAUAUCGAAUUCGAAUGCUGCUCAUACACACUCAAAAUCAGCCCACGGUCAACGCGAUUAAUAUGAAAAUUUUUAGUUCCCGGCAUUGACACUGUUAAUGGGUUAUUCUUUUUACACAAUCGUGAAAUGUAAAGAUACAUGAGAAAAGAGCAUACUGAUUUAGUUCGAUACCAAAAUCAACUGUGACAUAAAAACAAAUAUUUACAGAAAAAUUAUGAUAAUCAUGUACACACUAAAGUGCGAAUUGUAAAAAAUUAUUUACACAGAGAUUGACAACUUGGUGUUUAAAAAUGAGUUCUUUAUCCUUGCCCCGUGUUCUAUCUAAUAUCAGUUCUCGAAACUUCACCGACAAAAAUUCAAACUUUCUAAGUUUAAACCGUUCCGCUGGUCAUGAGAUGCGUCAAAUUACAAAAGUAUAUUCUACUCUUUCAUUAAAUGAAACAGCGGAGCGACGUAAACGAAUUCUUAACAGAAAUGGAAGUAUUUCUAAUCAGCAUUUUCGUGGUGUUCACAAGCAUUUAUUGGAAUCUCACACUAAAGUAGUUUGUCAUUCAAUGACAAUUGAGGACUUGUACGAAGAGGUUCUGUUUGAAAUUUACAACAACAUUGGUUGUGAGACUAGUGAUGUUGGUACAAAAAGCCUGGUGGAGUUUGCACAGGACGUUUUCAAAAUACCUAAUUCAACUCACUUGGAAAUUUCUGAAAUUGCCAGGAUGAAGGAACCACCUAACCUAAGACUAAAUGUUGAAGUCAUAAAAGCAGAAAAUUUACUUUCAAAGGAUUCAAAUGGAUUAUCAGAUCCAUUUGUAACAUUAUACUUGGAAUCAAACAGUUCGCACCGUUAUAACUCAUCCGUAAAAAUGUCUACAUUGAAUCCUAUAUGGGAGGAACAUUUUUCAUUGCCAAUUAUUGAAGGUCCUCGUGAGGAAGUUCUAAUUAUUGAAGUUUGGGAUUUUGAUGCUGCGGAAACUAUCAAAGACAAGUUUAAUAAACUUUUGGAUGUCAAAGGCGUCAAAGGCCUUAGUAAGCUAAUGAAGGAAAUUGCCGUUACUGCUUCUUCUGGAAAACAUGAUAACGAACUUAUUGGACGUGCAGUGAUUUCUCUUAAGUCUAUUCCAGUUUCUGGACUCACAGUUUGGUAUAAUCUGGAAAAAGGAAAUAAAACAAAGAGUCGCGGAUCUGUUUUAGUGAACAUUGCGAUAAGUGCCGAAAAAAAUAAAAAUGUAGCUAUCCAAGAACAUAAACACCUUUUAAAAUUGUUACUCAUGCAUGAGUUGGAUACAUCCCAAGUGGCCAACUAUUGGUGGAGCGGUAAAUUUAGCUCCAUGGCCGAAGCUAUUAGAACUCAACACGCUGUUCAAGGUGGACUCUCUUCCUUCGAUUGUGCACUUUGUCAAUGGCAUGCAUAUAGUACUGUUCAUGAGACUCACAAGCUUAGUUUUGUACUCUUCAAUUCUAUACUCGACGUUUUAAUUUCAGUAAUUAACUGUUUACAAAAAGACUCUGAGGACCUUAAAAUAUUUUGGGAAGGUGCAAAAAGGCUGCUGCCAUCUUGCUUUUCGGUAUUACGGCAACUACGCUCCAGAAACAUCAGUGAUAACAAAAUACUAAAAGCACUCUCUGAAGUAUUAGAUAUUCUAUCGAAACUGAAAACUUUUGAAGUGCCAGCAACAGUUGAAAUAUUCCCUAAAUCAGUCUAUGGCUGGAUGGAUUCUAACGCAUCAUGCAACAUCGAUACCGCUAUCGUUGAUGCAAUAAAUAGUGGAGCGAAAGAGUGGAUGGAACAUAUUAUUGAAGGCAGCAAUCUAACGAAAGACAGUGGAUCCGAUGAAAAUAAAUUGCAAAAUGUCAUUAAAAUAAUACAAAUGGUUCGAACAGAUUUACAACGUGCGAUGGAAUAUUUUGAUAAAUUGUUUUACCACAAAAUUCGUGUUAACUAUUCCACUACACUAUUUCUGUUUUAUGAUUCAAAACUGGUGGAGAUAUGUAAAACUAAUGUAAUAGACGUGUGUACAAACAUUCAAAUGUUAGAUGUUCCUGAUGAUCAGUUUGAAUACUUACCAAAUAUUGAUGAUGUUAAUAUGGGAACUACGUUAUUUGAAGUUUAUUUGGUUCUCAAACGAUACAAUAUUCUGGGGCAAUCACUAUGUCCCAACUGUAAAUUGGAGAUGACUGAAUUUUAUCAAUGGUUUGAAAGGGGUGUAACACAUUGGCUUGAUAUUUCAAUAAUAAAGGCCCUUAAUCGCAUUCAGAAAGCUAUAGACUUAGACCAACUCCAUGCUGUCGAUGAAACGGUUAAGUAUAGUUCAUCUGCAGUAGACACUUUGGCCAUUUUUUAUCAGAUUAAAAUAUUUUGGCAACAAUUGGACUGGCCAGAAAUAGAAGGAUCGUAUACAUUUGUAGCGAAAAUUGUAAAUGAUAUAUGCCGAUGUUGCGUUUUCUAUGCACAACGGAUGUCACGCCGUGUAGAAACCAUAACCAAGUUAGAAGAUAAUGAGGAAAUGUUUAUUUUAUCGCAAGAGUGGUGUUUGGCUAUUAACAACAUGGACUACAUCCGCCAGAGCUUACCCUCAUUUAUAAAGGAACUGGGUGCUGAUGAUGUGAUUCGAAGAAUAGGAGAAUACAGAACCAAUCUGGAAGCUGAACGGUGCUCCGACACGAUAAAAGCUGUAAUUGAUAAUGCCCUCGAUACACAGCGUAAUCAAAUUGUUGAAAUGAUAGAACAUGUUGCCCGCAAGAUGUCUCCAUCUAUACGUAGAUUCUUAACAGAAGGGGCAGAAGUACUCCAUAAAGACUCAAAUUCUAUGGAAAGGCUGAUGAUGUACUUAGAACGGUCAUUAACGACGCUUUAUGAUACUCUUAAUGAAGUCAACUUUGGCAGAAUUUUGGACGGUAUUUGGGGAGAAUUGUCGAUAAUAAUAUAUGACCUUAUUCAGUCUAAUCUCGAUAAACGCCGACCGCCAGCAUUUUUUCAAAACUUGAGGGACACUCUCCGCACUAUGAUAUCUUGCUUCAAAAUUGGAGACGCAAAAACAUCAGAUGUUAAAAUUUUAUCAGAGAUUGAAAGCAUACUAGACCUCCAUGCUCUCGAAACUGCUGAUCUUAUCCACCAAUAUUAUCUAGACCGGUAUAGAAAUCAAAGAGAACAAUCCACAGCACAUUUCGGGCAACUUACAAUUACCGGACAAUUUACAGAUUCUGGAUUAUUACUCAAAAUAUUAAAUGCUCGCAACUUAGUUUCUAUGGAUAAAAACGGACUAUGUGAUUCAUUUGUUAAAGUCUACAUGAUGCCUACUGGUCGAUUUAAUGGGCUUACACCAGUAAAAACGGCCGUUCAUAAUAAAAAUUGCUUUCCACUCUAUGACGAACAAUUUAACUUUAAUUUGAAUUCGGAUCAACGCCUGAUGGAAGAUAGCUUGAUUUUAUUUAGUGUAAAGGAUAAGGAUUUAUUUGGAAUGACAAGUCAAUAUAUAGCAGAAUGUUAUAUAACGUUUGCAGAUCUCACAGCAUCUAAUGGCGAGCAAAUUAUUAUGAGCCUAUGUAGACCAGAUAUCACAGAUUCCAUGGCAUUGCGUGCUCUGGAGCAUAGACAAGGUGAUAAGCAAGCAAAGGAUUUUCUGAAAAAGUUAAAGAGCAAAUCAAAUUCUUAAUUCUCGAUACUGACGAAUGUCUAGUCAACGACUUGUUAUUUACAAAUGUUAUUAUGGUAUUAUUUAUAUAUUUUCGCAAACUUGAGUAAAAAGUCCAUUUUAACUAGA